Messenger RNA from Trichobilharzia szidati, 2773 nucleotides. The record is from the annotation of a GenBank genome assembly. Lineage: Eukaryota; Metazoa; Platyhelminthes; Trematoda; Strigeidida; Schistosomatidae.
CGAAAUGUAUAUCAUAAUAACUGAUGACUGUGAUGAAAACAGAGCCGAGUUUCAGCCUACUCUGUUGACCUUAGGGUUUACAUUGAGGAGGCAUUGAAAUUAGCAUCGGAGCGAAAUUCUGAGUCAUUGCAUAUAUAUAUAUUGUAUGUGUGUGUGUUGUGUUGUUACUUGUUUCGUGUUUUGUGAUCGUAUUUUUCUUUCCUUUUACUUAGAUGGGCGGAGAGUUUUCUUGAAUUGAAGGAAGUAGUUCAACGGAGCUGUGGCGUGUGAUUGCAGAUACAAUAUAUUCCGGGAAAACUAUGAAAUGUUUUUAUGAGGAUAAUUUGGGACUUCUGCUGCAUAUUUUCAGUCUUUCAAUACGAUCUUCAAGUUUUGUGUUCAUUAUAUGCAGCUUACCUAUUUUUGGAUGGAGUCUCCCUCCCUCGACGGGCAAUGUUAGCUGACAAGGACUGAUCAGGUUGGAAAAGAGCCAGUGGUGGUCAAACCAAAAUAUAGCAUCAGUCAAUGAAAUCCACAACAGUUAGUUUAAGCCAGUGACGUAGGAAGGUGUAGACUUCCUGGUUGGGGUCCUCGGGCCGUUAAACACCAGUGGUGGUAUGGCUCAAAAUCGUUCUCGAUGAUGGCGUCGAUGCAUCCACUCCUUGUGACUUUUAAUACCCAAUAAAACUAUAUUGUUCUUCGUUAUUACUAUUCCUGCAGCCUCAUUCAUAUCUCUGUUUACUGUUUCUAUUUUGCGUUUCUUUUUAUUAUCUUCUCUUGCUUUGUGUGCUGAGUGAAGUGUGGCGACUUGAACUGCCGCACACCGGUGCAAAGUGUUUUAUGUUGAAACCAGAUGGACAGAUGAAGUCUUCCCUCCCCCACCGCCACCAAUUUGUUUGUACUUUUCUUUCUUAAAAUAAACAUUGAUUCACGCAAUAUUGUUUUUAUUUUAUUCCUAUAGAUUAGUUCUCCAAUGUGUGUGUUUUUGAUUAACGUUAGUUUCGCCAGGUUAAUCGCUGGAAAACAUUGUCUAAGAGUUUGCGGCAUUCUAAUCAUCAAGCAGAUACGAAAAAGCCAUACUUUCUAACAUGUCCAAUAUUUUACGUCAAUGCAAAACCUCACUUAGGUCAUGCCUACACUAUGUGUUUAGCUGAUUCUUGGGCAAGAUAUAGUGUUCUCCGCGAACAGUCGUCAAUAUGCAAACCUUUCCACCAAUUGGAUUCUCUUCAAUCAGCCUCUCAUUUUAAUCAUUCGAAGGUGAAUAAAACAUUUUUGUCUUGUGGAACUGAUGAACAUGGAUCAAAAGUGAAUCGUGCUGCAAGCGCUUGUAAUCUAGACCCAUUACAAUAUUGCAAUCAAAUGAGUCCUUUAUUUAAGGAUCUGUGUCAUGCUACACAUGUCAAUUAUAAUGAUUUUAUACGUACUACUGAAAGUAGACAUAUGAGUGCAGUUCAGGCAUUUUGGAAACGUUUAACCGACAGUGGUCACUUAUAUCGAAGCAAAUAUUCUGGUUGGUAUUGUACCUCGGAUGAAGCAUUUUAUAUGCCAUGGGAAAUUGAAACUUCAUCGCCGUCAUCAGCAUCUCUUUCAAAAGGUGGACCUGUAGCAAAAGAGACUGGAAAUCCAGUUGAAUGGGUUGAAGAAGACAAUUAUGUAUUCAGGAUAUCAUCAUUUAAAAAUGACUUACAUUCAUGGUUGGAUUCAGGAGUAUUUCCUAAAUCCUCCACUCAAUCUAUUUGGACUGAAAUAGCGCAUGGCAUGGUAGAUACAAUUCAAGAUGUAUCUGUAUCAAGGCCAAAAAGUCGUUUGAAUUGGGGUAUACCAGUUCCUGGAGAUGAUCAGCAAGUAAUUUAUGUCUGGUUAGAUGCACUAAUCAAUUAUCUGACAGUAACAGGUUUCCCAUGGUCAGAUGAUGAUGGUAAUUCCAAGCGUAUUUUAUGGCCACCAGAUGUACAAUUUCUAGGCAAAGAUAUAUUAAGAUUUCAUGCCGUACUUUGGCCUGCUUUACUAAUGGCUACCGAUCUUCCCUUACCAAAACGCCUUAUAUGCCAUCAUCAUUUACUUGUUGAGAAUAUUAAGAUGUCUAAGAGUAAAGGUAAUCAUAUUGAUCCAAUGACUGAACAAUACGACUUAUUAUCCGAAGAAGUAAAGCAUCUAACACCUGCUGAAUCCGAUGUCCUACGAUAUGUUCUGCUACGUCAACCAUUACUUUCAUUCGAUGGAUCGUAUAGUCGAGAAAUGGCAAAAAAAUUAGUGAAUACAGAACUUGUCAAUUGGAUUGGUAAUCUACUUUCUCGUAUCACAUCUGAAGCACUUAACCCUGAACAGUCUAUUAUCCAGUUGGACCGUAAAGAUGUCGACGACAUUUUCUCUCAUGAUGAAUUGGAUGCUGAUUUCCUCAACAGCUUAGAAAGUCUAUCGCAUCGUUUUGACAAACUUUGGUGGGAUGAAUUACAGCCGCAUAAUGCUAUCGAGGAGGUAUUACGUGUUAUCCGCCAGGCAAAUGCAUUCAUUACUCGACAUACUCCUUGGCAUGAAAAAGACUCGUUACGAAGACAGUGUAUUUUAUCAGUUGUUGCAGAAGCCUUAAGAAUAUGCGGAUUUCUCCUUCAACCGGUUAUACCAAAUUUGUCGCUUCGAUUAUUGAACAGACUUGGUGUGUACAACAGUGAAGCUGAUGGUGACAAGCAAUCAUCAAAUGUCUGUGGCAAACUGCGUGUUUUAGGUGAAAAUAACGAGAAAUUUCUUCGUAAAUUGUAGUGAUUAUGUUAGGAAUCUUUAUGACCUGUGAAAU